Messenger RNA from Procambarus clarkii (red swamp crayfish), 12442 nucleotides. Lineage: Eukaryota; Metazoa; Arthropoda; Malacostraca; Decapoda; Cambaridae. The record is from RefSeq and is a predicted model, not a curated record.
CGUGUUCCCCUCGGCCGGCCGAGAGUCAGCUGUUCCUCCCGGGCGGCGACACGUCGUACUGCUUGCUGUCAGCCUCACAGUAGGCCCAUGGCCCCAUCACCACCACAGCUGCUCUUCCUCUGAUAACAUGGGUUAGGAAGCUGCUUCGGAACCCCGAGAAGCGCUGGUUAGAGCCCGCGGGUCCCCGCACCUGCUGGAUCUCUCUCAAAAGCCUUCAGUAUGACUGCAACAACAAAUGAUAGUGGUGGUGGCUUCCUACGCACACGGCUGAGAUCUGCCCUUCACUCUUCAAAUGAUCUGUUAUCUGGCAUAUCUUCUAACAUCUCUUCUCGUCUCUCUGUGUUCUCUGCAGCAUCAGGAAAUUCCAAUGCAUCGUCAGAAAAAACUCCACCUGUUCCUGAGAAACCCCCAAGUACACCUCCCUUACAGCUUCCUCCUAGUCCUGAAGAAAGCCAUCGCUCUCCUACUAUGAAGGAGAUGAUCAAGGAAACUUUUAAGCUAGAAAAUCUACGAGAAUUUCGACCAACUCUAGAAGAACUAAUGCAGUCAGAAUCAUCAUCUGAGCCAUCGACACUCCCCACCAACACUCCUGAGUCACCAAAAACAGGUUUCCGCUAUCACUUAAAUAAUUUUAACCAAGCCAUUCCCAAGAAAUUUGUGGAUUAUAAGCAACUGGCAAUCAGAACCCUGAGUGGUGAUACUGGAGAGGGACCACUUGAUGAAAUCCAAGAAAUGAAUGCCUGUGCAAUCAAUGUGGAAUGUGUUGAUGACAAGAAAGAGGAGAAAGAUGCUGAUGCUGAAGAAGCACGUGAUGUUGUUGAGGGAGCAAGUACUUGUCUUUCCUCACGCUCUUUCAACUCGAUGCACUCUCUUUAUGCUACUGGUCCUGACCCCUACGACAAAUUAAAGUAUAGACAUGAUAUUAUCAGCAGUGGAACACCGAGUGAUGGCGAGGGUUUAGGUCAUUCGACAAGUCUAGACUCGACUGAUUCUGAUCCUCACAAAAAGCUGUGGAUCAGAUCAGAGGGCUUAUCAGGGUCUCAGACAUCCUUGCAGUCUUGGGCCUCCAGUCUGUCAUAUGAUAGUCAAGCAGAGGAUUUCAACGAGCCGAAGGAGUUCAUGCGAAAGUUUGUGGAAGAAGUGUUUAAGACGCCUCAUGUCAUUGAUGUAGACAGGAAAGCACGCUUUGGAGAGCUGGCUCAGACCGAACAUGGUAGAUUGUGGUUUGCACGCUGCAUCAAUGCCAAACGCUGCUGCAAGUGUGUGUCUGAGGCUUCUUUCUUCUCCCUCAUCCAGCACUUCUCUGUCAUGUUAUUUGAGUGCAACGAGGCAGAAGACUUUUCACCUGCCAAGAGCCUCAUGAAUAUGUGCUUUACUUAUUACCAUGAAGCGAUGACACCAGGAGGACAGAAUCGGAGUAAGGAAUUUCUUUAUUCCUAUCUCCGGCAACAGCCAAUCUGGAGAUCCAUACGCUUCUGGAAUGCUGCCUUUUUUGAUGCCCUCCAGUGCGAGCGUUCCCUUCGACCUGUGGUGACUCGAGAAGAAGUGGAGAGCAAUAGGUUACAAGCCGUAACAGAUGAACUCCAUUAUCAAGAGAAUAUCACCUUUGGCCAGCUUGGUACUUUCACAUGCAACAUGCAUGCUUUUGGUCUGUCUAAGGAGAUGGUAAAUGAAUUCCUUCGCAAGCAAGUAACCAUUGCUAGUCUUCGACCUGAUCAAGUCAAAUUGCUCCGUGACAAUGUUGAACGCAUGUACAGUGGAAAACAGGAAUGGCCAUAAGUGAUGCGAGUCUCGUCAAGGACAUGGAUUAGAAAUUUACCUUGAACAAUACCAGAGUACACUUGUAGCCAUAGCUUCCCUUUAUGUGUAUUCACUGAAAAGCAUUACAAAAAAUAAUGGCACAAAUGUAAUGAAUAGGAUACAUCAAGAAAGACAAUACAUAAAAUCUAUUGUAAUUUCUGUAUAUAAAGUGUAAAAUCCAUUGAACAGAAGCAGGAUUUUCAAAGAAAGUACAGUAUUCAUGAAUUAUAGUUAUGCAUGUUUUGUGAUUUUAUUCUUCACAAAAUGCAAACAAAACUAUUUAAUAGUUUUAGAAGCAAAUUUUAUAAGGUAUGAUCAUAUUUUAUGCAUACAGGUACAGUAUAUCUGUUCUAUCUCAGUUUGCAUAACCUGUUUUUCACUUAAAUUAUAUUUUUGAAGACUUGUUCCCUCCUGGAACUCGACAAACUUGAGAGUGGCUGGUAUUCACAAGUACAGUACCUGGUAUACUUGUCAAGAGAUAGGCAUGCUGAUAUGGAUAUUGUAAAGGGCAAGUAUUUGAUAAUUGGGUGCACAAUUUUUCAAAUUUCAAUAAUCAAUAUUCAAUGCCAAUAUCCUCUUUGGACUAAAAUUUUAUUGAAUUUUCUAUGGUAAUACUACUAGAUUGGUCCCAAAGCUAAUGUUGGAUUCUCAUUAGAACAUGAAACAACAGCCAGUGGGACUUUCAUUCCCUGAUGCAGUAUUUGUCUUCAAACAGGAAAUAGGGUAAGGGAGACACUGGAGAUUCCUCUAUUGAGAUUGGGACAGACUUUCUGAAGAUUUGUUCUUCUAUUCAUUAAAACUCUUCAGAGCAGUACUCUGUCCCAAAUAGACCACUAAGUACUACUAUUAAGUGGUUUGAGUAUAUCUUGAAACCAUUGGUUUCAUGUGCAGUGGGCUUGUGCUCUUACAUGGACACCUGUUUAUGUUCUGUAUACAGUUGCUUGCCUCUUGAGUGUUUGUUAGCUUGUUUCGCAGAGUUAUCUUCUUUGUUAGUUUUGUUAGUGGUUGAGCUGUGAUCAUUAUUCUGUAGAUUUAAAGGCUGUGACUCCAGUUCCGAAUUUCUUUAAUACCUCAUUCCUUGGAGGAAGGGAAUGGUGUGGGGCUGUGUGGCCAACUCAAGUGAUACUUAGAGGUCUGUUUGAGGUCUGUGCUUGGAGUAUAUUCAUGGCUGCAUAGAGAAACCUCCAGUAACUUUGUUAAUAGUUUGGCGGGGCAUACGAAAACACCACAUCUGCGUCAGGUAAUAAUUAUUGCACUGACUUGGCUGUUAUGUGCCCAUGUUCUUUUAAGAGUAGGAUUAUUGCUCAAGGGUGCAACUAAGUAACUGUUACAAAGAUGCAUUUUCUUUACAUUCACUUAUUUUUGUAUAGUGUGGUGCAAGAGAAUUGUGUUUUUUGUUUGCGCUAAGGGUGACAAAAACUGCCACACUAAGCCUAUGUUAAGAAAUAAAAAAUCAAAUAGUCAUAGAUGGAAAAGUUAAUGAAAUUAUGGUCUGAAAUAGUAAUGAGAUUUUAUCAAGACUGAAUUAUUAGGCAUGAUUUUAAUAUAAAACUUGUAAAAGUGCUAUUGAACAGUUUUGAAAGUUUAAUUGAGGAAAUAAAGAAUUGGUGUGACAUCGAACUUAAGAAUAUAGCUUUCAAAUCUCUCAAAUAAUUCUCAAGCCCACAAUAGACAAGGUGCGUCGUCUCGUCAGCUGUUUUUCUUGCCUGUGUCUUUAAGGACUAGAUCCGUAACUGAUAUUGUUGUGCUUGAUACCACAUUUAUUAAAAUUUAAUAUAUAUUGGGUAUUAUGAGCCAAUUGCUUUACUUAUACUGUAUAACUAAAUCACUUUGCAAAAUUUUCUGGUAACAUAUUUAACUGAUGCUGAUCAUUUUAGUCAAAGAAUUAGCAUUGAAAACAGGCACUGAUAAAAAGAAAAAAAUGGAGAAAAGUGGCCAAUGCAUCUUGCUGUAUGGUAAAAGUGUGAUGGGAAAUAAAGAACAUGAUAAAUGUAUAUCUUCGAUGUCUUCUUCCAUGCAUAAAAAAUAAUCGUAUCCUAUAAUAUUGAAGGGUUUGACAGUCUGUAGUUUAGCCCUGUUUGCCCCUCUUCCAUCCCAGUAUUGGUGAUAAUUUUGUGAUACUCUUAUAAACUCGUGCAAUAUUUCCAAAGACUAGGUGCCGUGCUUCGUCAGCAGCACAUUUUACCGUUUUGUUUUGAAAUUAUAUUUUUGUUACUAGUUUCAUUUAAUAGUUUUUAAAAAGACUACUGACAAACAUUUUUGAAAAUGGUUGUUGUAUAUGAUUUACUAACUAAAUUUGUUUUAUUUGCACGAAAUUUUACGAAUGUGAUAUGUUUUGUUAAUUGGUUUUCAUGACUAGUCUUGUUAGAGGCCUAAUGUCUGAGAUCAAUUUGCUGCAUAAUGUACUUUAAAGAUAGGCCUUAAUUAUUAUACACUUAGGUUUAAGGUAUUUCCAUCAUUGAGAAGUGCAAAGCAGAUGUUGCUGCUUGCACUGUCCUCUUAAUUAUUUUUGAUGCUAGUAAGUAUUCAUGUUGGUUAUAGUGAAAGCAUGAAUUAAAUGAGGUAAGUUUUACUAGUGACUUCCCUGGUUAUUGACUUCUAUACAUGUUUAAAAGGCAUUACUUCUUUAUGAAUAUACUGUGUUUAUGUGUUACCUUUAAGGUCAAUAGUCUAGUCUGCCCCAUAUACAAAGUGUGUGAGAUUGCUUAUAUGCAAGACAAACCUGAGAUAAUCUUUGGGCUUUGGAUAUGUCAUGGCUUGAGCUCUAUUUUUUGGAAAAUAUUUAUUAUUGAUGUGCCAAAAGUAAUCAUGUAACAUUAAAUCCUGACACGUUAUUUGUACUUUAAUAAAAUUUUAUUAUAGAAUAGCAUAGAGUACACUAGUUUCUAAACACCUAAUAUACACAGUAAUAUUUUAAAGAAAAAUCUGGUCUAAAUUCAUUGGUAGAGACAAGGGGGGGUCAGACAUUUUGAACUGGUUAUAAAAUUAAAUUGUGAUGCUUGAAAACUUAUACUGUAAAACUAAAAAAAAACCAGUGGAAAAUAAUUAUUGAUAAUGCUUUUUAAUAUUGACUUGAAAGUAAUAUUGCAUUAAUCUUUAUAUCUCAGUGUAAGAAAUAUUGCCUUUUAAACAAAUGACCUAUUUGUAGAUUGUGAUUCAGGUGAUUGCCUUUCCUAGAUUAUGUCAUGAGCUAUUUGGAUAGUAAUUUUUGAGACUUUCAAAUUGCUGAAUAAAGGGUGUACAUUGAUUUUGCCGUAACUAUGCAGUAAAGCUGUGACCUGCACAUAUUGAUACCAGUACAUUAAUAAAAUCUUAGUGCUAUAUUUGAGCACGAACUUAUAGAUAAUUACUGUAUUGUACUUGAUAUUAUUACGAGACUAUUGGUGGCGAUAUCCUGUAGAGGGGGUUUACCAGUACAGUAUAUGCUGAAUGAUGACAACAUGAGCAUCCUGGUUCUGUGCAUAAUAACACUUGUCUUGUCCCUUCAGUAGUGCUUGCAUCUUGGUAUUUUAUGCACUUUUCUCUAUUGUCAUUUUGUCUGCAUGUCAAUACAUUUGUCUUGUAUACAGCUCAUAGUUUGUAAAGAUGUGUUCCCACAUCAUUUGUUAUACUCACACCUGCACAUUUAUCCACAGUUGGGUUGCGGUCACUUGUAUUUGCACUUUCCUUUCUAGUUUCUAUGAUAAGCUUUGUAAUUCAGUGUAUGCUAAAUUAGUUGUUCUAUCCUUAUUUAUUCUAAACAUUCAACCAUACCUUCCAAGUAAUUUAUCUUUAAUAACCAAUUCCCAUUUUAAUAUUGUACCUUUUUAUUUAUUAUUCUGCAUUAAUACAACGUAUAAAGAAAUUCAUUAUGAUUCCUCACACAUCAAAGAUGGCAUCAACUCACCACUUCACUAGUGUCUUGCUUAUCUUUAGUGUUUUCUUCCUUCAACUAUAGGCUAAUGUUUUUACACUGUUGAUGUUUAGUAUGUUCGCGUAGUUAAAGCUCAUUUUGGAGAAAAGUGUUAUGCACCUAUUGAUUGAGGGUUUAAUUGAAUACAGUAUACAUAUGUUAUAAACUAUAUGUAUUGUUUCUGAUGCAUCCGAAUGUCAACCUCUCAAUCAAGAAAAAAAUAUUCUAGGUAGGAAGUAACUUUAUGAUAACAGAUAAACUCUACAUAUUGUUUACAGAGUAAUAUAUUUGACUCCUGUUCAGUGCACUCCUUGAAGUGCACUGAACAGGUAAUAUGAUUCACCAAAUUAUGUAGUCUUAUAAAGUGACCUAACAGGCUUCCUCUUCCUGAUAAGAAACCAAACCGCUGCUCUAGUACAGUAUUGUCAAACUAUUUUAGUUGUCUUUUACACAACUAGUUGUGUUUUAAUUUUGUAAUUCAUUUCAUUUGUACAUUAUGCUGCCGAAAUAUCAGGAGACCAUCUCUUUCUACAGUAUAUGUCCAUAAUGUGCCAUAAUGGGAAUUUAUCAAAAUGACAAAAUACUUUUUAUUCAUGUAUUUUUUCUAGAGAUUAAGCUCUUAUUUCUGUCAAAGUUACCAAUUCUUCUUAAAACACUGAAAAGUUAGAAUUAUUUGCCUUACAAUUUUGCAGUUUAAUGGUAUGGAGCAGACUUAUUGUUUUCAGGUGAUGAGGUGCAUUAUUUCUGUUUAACACUAUUGUACUUGUUAAUAUUUUCCCCAUGUAGUACACUGUCAUAUUUGGUACUGUACAAAACUUGCUGAGCUGUGACUGAAAAAAUUAAUUCUCUGAUCAGUAAAGGCAUGUACGUUGGGACCUGCCAAAAAAAAAAAAAUCAUCUUUUUGUCAAAUUGAAUAUGUUGACCAGACCACACACUAGAAAUUGAAGGGACGACGACGUUUCGGUCCGUCCUGGACCAUUCUCAAGUCGAUUGUGACUUGAGUCGACACAAUCGACAUUCUUAAGUCGACACAAUCGACUUGAGAAUGGUCCAGGACAGACCGAAACGUCGUCGUCCCUUCAAUUUCUAGUGUGUGGUCUGGUCAACAUACUUCAGCCACGUUAUUGUGACUCAUCGCCUGCAAAUUGAAUAUGACACGAGAUUCUACUUACAUACCGUCUUUUAAAACAAUAAUUAUUGUGUGUAUGGAGAACUGAACUGUGUGUGUGUGUGUGUGGCUGCAUCAACCAUGAUCGUGUUGCAGGAUUGUUAGAAACAUUUUGAGGUAAAGUACUCCUUAACAGUUGUGUAUGGUGGUGAAGUAUUAGUAUCAUAUGUUAAUGUUUCAAAGUAAUCUAGUUUUCUGUGUGAUGUUAAAUUCUGUCUUUUACAAAACAAACUCCCACAGUAAGUUUACUUUUUAUUAUUUCAAUCUAGAUUUUCUCCAGAUAAAUAAAAUUGUCGAGGGAAGUGCUUUGAGACCCGAUAUGUUGGCAAGUAUUUUAAAAUGAUACAUGACACACCUUUUUAAAAUGAUACACGACACCUGUGUUCUUUACUGUACUGUACUAGUCAUUUACUCGUGCUCCUUACAUCCACUCCCCAAUUUCAUGGGGUGGGAAGGGUUCCACCUGGAGCAACACGAUAAAUACUGUACAGUACUAUAAUAAAAGUAGGUUGUUUAUAUUAAAAACAUAAAAAAUCACUUAUCUUUGUUAAAGAUUGCCUAGUCUUUAGACAGUUUGUGAUUUUAUCCAGUAGUGUUGUGAAUACAAGCAGUUCAAUAAAAACUUGUGUGAAAAUACAAUAGCUAAUCUAAUAAGUUUUGAAUAAAUUUAUAUGUGCUUUAAAAUGGUAAAUGGAAAUGACAAUGUUCCUUGGAUGCCUUUCAAGUUUAAAUGCAAAGAAAGACAAGGAUAUCACCUUGUUUAAAAUUUAAAAAAACUAAAUUGUCUACACAACCACUAGCAGGUAAAUGACUUUUUAUAUAGCAAAAUAAAAUGUACAGUAUUUGCAUUAUGACAAAUGGCUUGAAUUUCUUUGCAAUUUUUCAAUUACAGUACUGUAUAGACAAAAAAUUCCAGUAAAUGUGGCAUUAAAUAGGUAUUGGAUAUAUUGAGUGUGAUAAUUUGAUAACUCAUUGUGUUGGGGGACAGGCAGCCAGGAUAUAUAUACAUGUUAGGCUUAUAUCGAGGUCCCUCCCUCCUUCCCCCAUGGUCGAAUUAAUGACUCUCCCUAGGAAGCAAGCUCACAACAAGCUGACUAGCUCCUGGGAACCUAUUUACUACUAGGUGAACGAAAAAAAAAAGGUGAUAGGAAAUACACCCAGCCAUUUUUGUCUUACCUGGGAUUCAAACCCAGAAUUCUCUAUUGCAAGUCAAGACUGAACCCAACUGUGCUACGAGAACAUGUGAUGUUAGAAAAUAAUGGAAGAUUGAUUUGCAGUAUGUAAAUAAGUGUAAGAAUAGAAAGAUAUUAAGAAUUGUGUGUGUAGGUAUUAAACAAACACAUUGGUGAGAGUAGUCAGGUGAAACUGUUACUCCUGACAGUGGAGAGGUAUUCAGGGCCAUUGAAAGAUAUGUUAAGUGUGAUCUAAGUGAUAUACAAGUGUUUAGAGUUAAAUACUGUGCUGCAGUCUUGUGAAUGGUGCAUCAUGUACAUUUAGAUUUAGAGGAUAGCAUAACAUUAUGGUUGCAUGAACUGUACAUUAUCGUACAUUAAGAAAUGUACUGUAAAUUCUCAGGACUGGAUAUUACAUAAUAUUUUCUUCACAACCAAAUACAGUUUCUACAAGCAAUAUUACAGCAUUUUAUAUUGUAUAUCUAUAAAUCUGUUGCUGUGAAAGAAGAGCAUUGCAUUUAGUUUCUAAAUGUCAAAAUGUUAUUACUAGUGUUGAGGAAUGUUGUGGUAAUGGAUUUGUUCAGGAUGCUUGAUAGUCUUCGUACUCCUCAGUCAAUAUAUAUAUAUACAGUACUGUAUGUAUGUGUAUAUAUAUAUAUAUAUACUGUAUAUAUAUUGUAUGUAUAUAUAUAUAUUAUAUAUAUAUGUAUGUGUGUAUAUUAUAUAAUUAUAUAUAUAUAUAUUUAUAUAUAUUAUAGUUGUGUUUUUAUUUAAAAUUAUUUAAAAUGUUAAAUGUUGUAUGUAUAUGCACUAUUGUGCAUGCACAAUAUUUACUUUUUCUUUAUGGAAAAUGUAGCAAAUUGUGCACAGGAUGUUGUAUCAAAGUGUUUUCCACUGUGAAAUCUUUGUGUAUACAGUACAUUAUUUUCAUGGACAUUAUUAAGAAAACAAAUAACUUUGAUGAGUCUUAAAAACACUGAGUGAUUAUUUGUAUUUGGAGGUUAAGACUAAUUAAUAAUUUACUUGCAUCUGCCAUUGUUUAACGAUGACAAAGUGAUGAGGUGAGAAUAACUUACAUUAUUAUUCUAUCGCUUAUUUAUUUUUUCACAACUACAUUAAUUACAGCCCAUCCUCCAAUAAUGAUACUGUAGUACUUAUAGCAACUACAGUAUUUGGUAAUACGUAAAAGAAGUGGAGUAUUAGAUCCAAAGAGUUCAUGUUUUUAUAUUACUGUAUUACAUUAGCCCAAAUAACAUAGAAAAUUGAAAGUACCUAAACAACUUAAUCUAACCUGCCCAAGCAAUCUUAGGCCUAAUUUAGCACAUAUGUUAUAUUAGGCCUAGGAAUGUUUUAAGUCAUUUGCAUGCCCUCUACAAAGUUAACACAAAACAUGAACAUUGUUGGCUUUAACAAUUCAGCUUUGUAUGUUCUACCAAAUAAUUGCCAGUACUAUAAUUUUAUGAUGGAUCGAGUAAUUGGUAUAUAUACUGUGUACAAUACUGAGUACAAAAUAAUACACAGUAUUGUGUAUUGUUCUCUCCAGGACCUCUUCUGUCUGGCACACAUGCCUAACUGAUCAUGACAUUACUGUCACAUUUCUUUAUAUAUAUUAUAGCAUUAAAAUUACAUUUUUCAGUUUAGCUUUGUCAGUUAAAAUUUCUCAUUAAUGAGUAGAAUUAAAGUGCCAUUUGAAAGUAAAAUCAAAGUAAUUUAAUAAUUUUUUUCAUUCACUUUUAUAUUAUAUAGAAACCAAGGAUUUACAGCAUCUUAAGUUACACACUACUUACAGUAGCAUAAAUGCAGAAUGCCAUAAAUAACAGGAAUUUUAAUGAUGCUUAAGUUCUUUUCAUUUUUUCACAUGGCUUGCCUCAAGAGCAUUGAUUAAGCAUUAUCAUAGAAGGUAAAGGGAUACAAAUUUGUAAAACACUUGUAGUAUUUGUGCGUGUUUCUUUGGGCAUGCACACGCAUAUGUUAUGGCCUUGCUGUUUUGUAUUUGAGUAGACAUGAAUGGGACACAUCUUUUAUGUGAUAUAUGAUGGGCAUGCGUACAGGUUGCAAGUACUGUACCUCACUAUGCCGAGUGCCACAGUUGUGUGGGCAUCCUACAGUUUACCUCACUAUGGUGAACAAAUAUGACUGUACAUGCAAAGCUAGAAUAAUUGUGGAGCUGCUCUUUAAUUCCAUUUCCGAAAAUAUUGUUUUACGGUAAUAAAACCUUAUUAAUCAAAUUCUUUGUUGAACUGAUGCCAUAACUCUCCAAACAGGUAAUACAUCAUGCUGGUUAUAAUAUAUUGGCAUCAUAUGUAGUUACUGUAUUUAGAUUUCUGUGGCAACCUGUUUAUUAAUAAAUUCACAUUUUUAAUAAUGUUCAGGCUGUUUGUUUACUGCACAAGGUAUAAUUCUGUUUCCUUGAAAAAGUUCUUGUGUUCAUGAUAUACUAAUUUCGUGAUUAUAGUACUGUAGUAGUAAAAUAUUGUAAUUUAUUGUUUUUAUUAAUGAUACUUUUAUGUUUCUGCCUGUUCUUGUCUGUAUACUGAAGAUAAAUUAAGUUUAAAUUUACGUAUAAUCUUAACCUAGCGACAUGUACAAUAAAAGAAGAAACGACAAUAUUUCGGUUUGUCCUGGACCAUAAUCAGGUCUUGUACACAACUUGAGAAUGGUCCAGGACGAACCAAAACGUCUUCGUUUCUUAAUUUUCUGAUGAUGUGUGGUUUAGACAUUAUAUCCUCAGCCAUGUUGUGACAGUCUGCAUAUGUACUCUACAGUAUACACAAAUAUAAAACAAAACUGGUAUUGUUACAUUUGUAUUUAAUAUAUUUUUUCUAGUAAAAUAUUAAAAUUUGGUAAUUAUAAAUAUACAGUAUUAAAAUAUUUUCAAGCUUCAGUCUAAUAUUAUUAAUGUGCAGAAGUAAAUAUGUUUUUCAAGCAUUAUGUAUAGGACUUGCCUUACUCCUACACAGGUAGUGUACACAGGUUCUCUCCCAGUAUGAAUAAAUUAUAAGUUACCAAAUAAACAAAGAAAAUUGAUUAUUGCAAAAACAUGUGCACUUUUAAUGUUAAGAGAGAGAAAAUAUAAGUUAAGAUUGCUGACAAUGUUUUGAUACAGAAGUCCAGAGCUUUUAAGACUUUCAAGCAAUACACAUUUAACUUAUCUGGCAUUGCUGUAUAAAGAUGAGCCAAACUGAUCUUUGGAGCAGUGUUAUAUUAGUGUGGUGUGGGGGAAUGCAUUACAUGAUGUGGACAAGGAUGGAUUUUAUAUACAAGGAUUACAGUACCAAAAAAUAUGGAAGUGGGCAGUUCAAUACCUAAGGCAGUCCUACUGUAUAAAUGUGUAUUUUUAAAAGUAAUUAACUUUAAUUGAAAAUAACUUGAAUUGACUCUCACACUACACAGUCGCUGUGUCCUGUGAAGGAUGUGGGCAAGGGUCGGUCGUGUCCUACGAGGGGUGUAGGCAAGAGUUCGUUCUAUGUUGUGUUGUAGGUACAGUAUUGUUUUCAAAAACUGCUCUUUUUCUACUUUCCUCUCAAUUUCACAAACAUUCAAGAAAUAUAUGCAAGAUCAUUUUUAUUACUUUUCCAUGAUUCUCAUUACAAUGUACUAGAGGUCUGAUAAUUAGGAAAUAGCAUGGUAGAAAUCCGUCCCAUAAUCUGACAUUCACAAGAUAAAUAUACUAUCCAAAAAUAGUAAGAGGGGGUUUGUUAUUAGAAGUAAUGGCAGUUUCUAAAAAUUUUAUAUUUAUUAAAUCCAUUUCACUUCACAGAAUUGCUCAGAAAAGUAAUUAGAAUUUAAAAACUGGGAAAUUCUAUUUUCCGAGUUUAACAUUCCUUAUUCACCACAAAUGUUCUAUAUUUUAAGUACAGUAAUUUUUUUUUAUUUUGUUACUGUACUUAUCAAUUGUUGACAAAGUUGCAUUCCAUAUGAUUAUAAUAAUGAUUAUGAAGUCUACAAAAGUUAUUUCAUGAAUAGUUAAAAGAAUGUAAUGGCUAUUCAUAUAUUAAUAGAAAUUUCCUCCUUUGUUGACAAUCUUCAAAUAUUUACAAAAACAUUUUGUUGAUCUUAUCAUUGGCCUAACUGCUAAAGGCCCACUUCAACUUUUGCACACUGUACUAAAAUCUGAAAGCGAGAUGAAAACCCUCUGUUGAUGUAUGAAUUAACAUACUGGUAGUUUUAAGUAUUGUACUAUAUUAUGAUCUGAAUACCAAUUUGUGGUCCAUUAUUCAUGUUGAGCUUGAGAUGGGUCUUAAGGAGUAUGACGAUUAGCAACAUAUCUCGCAGUAAGGCAGAUAUAAGAUAUUGAUGCAAAUUUUAUUUUCAGACUAAUAUUCUUACAAUCACAUACUACAAUCAUUGUUAUUGUUGAAAUUUGUAGUUACUGUCUAAUGCUAUAAUUAAAAUAAAGCAUUGUCUAA